This is a messenger RNA of Jaculus jaculus (lesser Egyptian jerboa), 314 nucleotides long. RefSeq names its product U6 snRNA-associated Sm-like protein LSm5. Gene Ontology annotation, biological process: mRNA splicing, via spliceosome. The transcript has a single exon. Gene Ontology annotation, molecular function: RNA binding. NCBI's taxonomy places the organism in Eukaryota, Metazoa, Chordata, Mammalia, Rodentia, Dipodidae. Gene Ontology annotation, cellular component: Lsm1-7-Pat1 complex; U6 snRNP; U4/U6 x U5 tri-snRNP complex. The record is from RefSeq and is a predicted model, not a curated record. The coding region runs from base 1 to 276 and encodes 91 amino acids.
AUGGUUGUUAAUGCUACCACUAACCCAUUGCAGCUACUGCCCUUAGAGCUUGUGGACAAAUGUAUAGGAUCAAGAAUUCACAUUGUGAUGAAGAGGGAAAAAGAAAUUGUUGGUACAUGGCUCGGAUUUGAUGACUUCGUCAAUAUGGUGCUGGAAGAUGUCACGGAGUUUGAAAUCACACCAGAAGGAAAAAGAAUUACUAAAUUAGAUCAGAGUUUGCUAAAUGGAAAUAAUAUAACAAUGCUGGUUCCUAGAGGAGAAGGGCCUGAAGUAUGACUGGAUUUCUUGAUUCUGCUAGAUUCUCUUUUGUCUUA